GUUGAAUCACUCCGUGGGGAUACCAGGAAGUGAGGGAGAAUUCCUGGAUCUUCUCCAGCACCAGGAAAGUUUCCUGUGGAGCCCUCAGCGAUGGCAGCCGAGGACAGGGAUUACAACCUGACUGAGGAGCAGAAAGCUGUGAAAGCCAAGUACCCCCCUCUCUGCAAAAAAUAUGAAUGAAGAGACAUUCAAAAAUGUGCUGGCCUUGUGUGUGGUGUUUUUACUCUACUUAAAGAUGAUUAUCUCUACAUUCCCCACCCCUGGAAUGUCUCCUAAGAGGAUGUGGGUGGCAGCCCAAGGGCCAGCUUAAGGCAGGGGACCAUUCCCUGCCUGUUUUCCAUGUCACCAGUAUCUGUCUGGAUGGAUUGUUUCUGUUACCUCUGUUAGAAUUUAUAUUUUUAGGCUGUGUUCAGAUCUUUAUUUGCUAGAAGUGCAGAAAUAUGGUGACAGAUCACUGCAGCCAUGCAGUUUCCAUAACUGGAGGAACUUUUAUCCCUCUUCUGCAUCUAAAGGAAUUUGUUUGCUUUAGAGACCGUUGUUGAGAACCCUUUAAUAGUGUGUGGUCUCUUUAAACAGCACCAGGACAAUUUUUCAGUUGAAGUCAGCAUUUGUUUCACAUCCCAACUUAAUUCUGCUGGAAUUUUGCAUUUCUUUCAUUCCUCUGAAUAAAUACAAAUGAGGUUCAUGUACAGCUGGAUUUAUGUGAUGUUAAUCAUUCUUCAUGAGUAAAGUUUGUCUUCUAUUUUAUAUUCCAUCCUGUGUUUUAAAUUCUUCUCUUUGCAUAAUAGCUGCUUUUGGGUGUGGACAGGUAGAUUUCCUCACUGAGCUAGAAAUAUUUGCAAAUCUCAUCCUUUGCAUGAAUAAUUUUCAGUCCUGCAGACUUCAGCAUAAACUCCUUACUCCUGGUGAAGGUUUCUUUUUAUUGCAGUUAACUUGUGGAAGCCUGUUGGGUUACAAAAGCCAAACCCUGCACUGACAUAAUCACAUUAAACAGGGGUUUUUUUGGGCAGAAAUAAUCCAAAAUUUCACCUGUGCUAAAUUUUUCUAAUAUGCUACAAAAUAGAUUUAUCACAUCUGCAGAUGAAUGCAAAAAUGUUUUGUUAGAAAAGCAGAUAUUUGUGUUAUUUUUUUUUUUUUAAUCCUCAUGUUAUAAAUACUUUUGGUGACAUCAUUCCUUUUCUUUUCACUUCCCCUCAGAUUUGGAUCACACAGCAGACGUGCAGCUCCAUGCCUGGGGAGACACGUUGGAAGAAGCCUUUGAGCAGUGUGCCAUGGCCAUGUUUGGCUACAUGACAGACACAAGCACCGUGGAACCCGUGGGUACAGUGGAGGUAGAGGCAGAAGGGCAUGACCUGUUGUCUCUUCUCUUUCACUUCCUGGAUGAGUGGCUGUAUAAAUUCAGUGCUGAUGAGUUUUUUAUACCCAGGGAAGUGAAAGUGCUUCACAUUGACCGAAUGCAGUUCAAAAUAAGAUCAAUUGGGUGGGGAGAAGAGUUCUCUUUAGACAAACACCCACAGGGCACAGAAGUCAAAGCCAUAACUUACUCAGCAAUGCAGAUCUGUGAAGAUGAAAAGCCAGAAGUCUUUGUCAUUAUUGAUAUUUAAAGCAAGAGUGUGGUUGAGUAGAUAUCGGUCAUCAUCUGGCAAAAACCCCCUAAAAUUGUAAUCCCUGUGGAAAAAACGAAGGAAUUGGCCAGUUAAAAUCAGAAAUUGAACAGAGUAGUUGCAGGGAAUGUCAGACUGUUUUCACUGAGACAGAGAAUAGGAAGAUUUAAUUGGGGUUUUGGGGGAUAUGGAGAAGGUGACGUUUGUACAGGUUGGAAGUCUCCCAGGAAUGCUGGCAGUCAGCUUCUAAGGCUGAUAUGUGCUAGGAGCUGUAUCAAAUACAGAAAUUGGUGGAGCUGAUAACUAAAAUACUCCAUUUUUACAGCGUGGCAGGAGAUAAUGUUCAUCUAGAUUGAUUUCAUUUGCAUAUUUCAUGUUCUAGUUCUGAUGAUGAUGAGCUGAUGUUCCUCCUCCGUAUUACAUAAAUCCAAAAUAGCUGCAGUGGCUCAGAUGUAAUGUGGGGAAAAAAAUCUGAGUGUUUAAAAUUAGACACCUAAAAAAUGAUGCCAAUUAAACCAAAAAAACCACCACAUCUUUUAAACUACUUAAAAAAGAAGUCGUGCCACCAGGUGGUGCUGAAUUGCUGUAAAUAAAUUGCCACGUGAAAUCUUAAAGCAUGUGACUGUACCUGGAAUCCUCUUAUCACUUAUGAUAACUAUGAUAAGUUGGGAGUUUUGCUGCUGUGGUAGAAGGGAAUGGAAUGGGAUGUCCCAAGUUCUCCCUGGGUUCACUCCCAACUGUAUCUCGUGAUAAUUGUGAUAAUCUCUUUUUAAAAGGGAUGGUUUGGGUCAGCCUAAUUGUUUUUUAAAAAGAACAAUACAGACAAUCCUUAAACGUCAGAGGAUUAUGGACUUGAUUGAAUCAAAAUGAAUAAAAAAUAAUCAAAAGUGUGGUUUUUUAAAAAAAAAAUCACAGGAUGACAAAUGUGCAUUACCUGCUGUUUUAAUUUAAUUUAAACAUGAGGAGCCUAGGCCUGGCCUGUUCUGUUACCAUAAAUGCUCCAAGUGCCUCACUGUGUUGUCUCAUUUUAUAAAGUCAUCUUAAAUGGUUUUAUUUCCAUGUUGUAAAGACUGAGGGAUAAAACCCCUUAUUUUUUAAGCAAGCCUCAAUGCCAAAAUAAAACUUACACUGAAACAAUGA
This is a messenger RNA of Parus major (Great Tit), 2744 nucleotides long. RefSeq names its product zinc finger and BTB domain containing 8 opposite strand (gene TSLIG1). The transcript is spliced from 7 exons. Lineage: Eukaryota; Metazoa; Chordata; Aves; Passeriformes; Paridae. Gene Ontology annotation, biological process: tRNA splicing, via endonucleolytic cleavage and ligation. Gene Ontology annotation, cellular component: tRNA-splicing ligase complex. Bases 1272 to 1604 code for a protein of 110 amino acids. The record is from RefSeq and is a predicted model, not a curated record.